Chionomys nivalis (European snow vole) is the source of this 2187-nucleotide messenger RNA. Its product is annotated as zinc finger protein 431-like. NCBI's taxonomy places the organism in Eukaryota, Metazoa, Chordata, Mammalia, Rodentia, Cricetidae. The annotation marks the transcript as partial. The record is from RefSeq and is a predicted model, not a curated record. Gene Ontology annotation, biological process: regulation of transcription by RNA polymerase II. The transcript is spliced from 5 exons. Gene Ontology annotation, molecular function: DNA-binding transcription factor activity, RNA polymerase II-specific; RNA polymerase II cis-regulatory region sequence-specific DNA binding.
AUGUGUGGUGUAUUUCAGAAGGCAGUGACCUAUGAUGAUGUGCACAUCAACUUCACCCGGGAAGAGUGGGAUUUGCUGAAUCCUUCCCAGAAGAAUCUCUAUAAAGAUGUAAUGCUGGAAACCUACAACAACCUCAUUUCUAUAGGAUACAUUUGGGAAGACCAUAACACUGAAGAACUUUGGCAAUGUUCUAAAAGAUAUGCAAGCCACUUUCUAAAGAAUGAAAAAACACAUACUGGAGAAAAACGGUCUAAAAUUAAGCAGUGUGGGAAAGCUUUUGCAUAUCACAGUUAUAUUCAAGUGCUUAAAAGAAAACACACUGGAAAUAAACCCUAUGAAUAUAAUCAAGGUGAUAAAGACUUUGUUCUUUAUGAAACUCAUCAAAGUCAUAAAAGAACACAUACUGGAGAGAAACCUUAUGAAUGCGAUCAGUGUGGUAAGGCCUUUGCAUGUCACAGUCAUCUUCAAAGUCAUAAAAGAACACAUACUGGAGAGAAACCAUAUGAAUGUAAUCAGUGUGGUAAGGCCUUUGCACAACACAGUAAUCUUCAAAGGCAUAAAAGAACACAUACUGGAGAGAAACCCUAUGAAUGUAAUCAGUGUGGUAAGGCCUUUGCACAGAACAGUGCUCUUCAAUACCAUAAAAGAACACAUACUGGAGAGAAACCCUGUGAAUGCAGUCAGUGUGGUAAGGCGUUUGCAUGUCACAGUGAUCUUCAAAGGCAUAAAAGAACACAUACUGGAGAGAAACCAUAUGAAUGUAAUCAGUGUGGUAAGGCCUUUGCACAACACAGUAAUCUUCAAAGGCAUAAAAGAACACAUACUGGAGAGAAACCCUAUGAAUGUAAUCAGUGUGGUAAGGCCUUUGCUCGACAUGGUGCUCUUCAAUACCAUAAAAGAACACAUACUGGAGAGAAACCCUGUGAAUGCAGUCAGUGUGGUAAGGCCUUUGCUCGACAUGGUGCUCUUCAAAUGCAUAGAAGAACACAUACUGGAGAGAAACACUAUGAAUGUAAUCAGUGUAAUAAGGCCUUUGCAUGUCACAGUGAUCUUCAAAGGCAUAAAAGAACACAUACUGGAGAGAAACCAUAUGAAUGUAAUCAGUGUGGUAAGGCCUUUGCACAACACAGUAAUCUUCAAAGGCAUAAAAGAACACAUACUGGAGAGAAACCCUAUGAAUGUAAUCAGUGUGGUAAGGCCUUUGCACAGAACAGUGCUCUUCAAUACCAUAAAAGAACACAUACUGGAGAGAAACCCUGUGAAUGCAGUCAGUGUGGUAAGGCCUUUGCUCGACAUGGUGCUCUUCAAAUGCAUAGAAGAACACAUACUGGAGAGAAACACUAUGAAUGUAAUCAGUGUAAUAAGGCCUUUGCAUGUCACAGUGAUCUUCAAAGGCAUAAAAGAACACAUACUGGAGAGAAACCAUAUGAAUGUAAUCAGUGUGGUAAGGCCUUUGCUCGACAUGGUGCUCUUCAAAGGCAUAAAAGAACACAUACUGGAGAGAAACCCUAUGAAUGUAAUCAGUGUGGUAAGGCCUUUGCACAGAACAGUGAUCUUCAAAGGCAUAAAAGAACACAUACUGGAGAGAAACCAUAUGAAUGUAAUCAGUGUGGUAAGGCCUUUGCUCGACAUGGUGCUCUUCAAAUGCAUAGAAGAACACAUACUGGAGAGAAACACUAUGAAUGUAAUCAGUGUAAUAAGGCCUUUGCAUGUCACAGUGAUCUUCAAAGGCAUAAAAGAACACAUACUGGAGAGAAACCAUAUGAAUGUAAUCAGUGUGGUAAGGCCUUUGCACAACACAGUAAUCUUCAAAGGCAUAAAAGAACACAUACUGGAGAGAAAUCCUAUGAAUGUAAUCAGUGUGGUAAGGCCUUUGCAAAUCUCAGUCAUCUUCAAAGGCAUAAAAGAACAUAUACUGGACAGAAACCGUAUGUAUGUAAUGAGUGUGGUAAGGCCUUUGCACAGAACGUUGCUCUUCAAUACCACAGAAGAACACAUACUGGAGAGAAACCCUAUGAAUGUAAUCAGUGUGAUAAGGCCUUUGCACGACAUAGCCAUCUUCAAAGGCAUAAAAGAACGCAUACUGGAGAGAAACCCUAUGAAUGUAAUCAGUGUGGUAAGGCCUUUACACGACAUAAUCAUCUUCAAUUGCAUAAAAGAACACAUACUGGAGAGAAACCCUAUGAA